AUGGCUCCAGCCAUCAAAGCCAGACCGUCGAGGUCUUCGCCCAUGCAAGGCACCGACUUUGGCAACUCCUUGCGUUCGACAGCGAGGCCGCAGCCAACCUUUUACGACAGCGUCGCCAACCCUGUGGCGCAGCACGACAAUGAUCAUGCCCACUUCAGAGAUAUCGAAAUCUUACCGACCACUGAUGAGAUCCUAGCGGUCGGACGUCCCAUAUUUAUGCCAAAGAAAGACGAUGGGUCACCGAAUCCCAUCAGCCCUGGACCAGAGCGCUUCUUGGACCUGCAAUUCCGUCACCUUCGCUUCGAAAGCACAGAGAGCAUCAAAGACAUCUGCUAUUCCGCUGCUCAGAGCGCCUUCCUUAACCCAAAUCGAAUCGCCAACGACCACUAUGCCGAUACACAUGCACAGAACAGCCUGAUCUCCGCGCCUCAACAGCCCUGUAAUCCACAUGUUAUGAUCAGAAAGGACACGCCCUCUGGAAAUCCCUACUUUCUCUAUCAAAAUACUCGAGUCGAGGAGUUGGAAGCGCAUGAGCGUCAUGGCGUCCUUGUUCGCCUGUCCUACGAUUGUCCGACUUUCAUGAGAGGCAGAAUAUUUGCUGACACGGGCCGCCUCGAGCAAGGCAUGCUACUUAGCCUUCUUUGUCACGAUCGCACCAAGAACGAGCUUUCAACUCACUUCCUCUCUAUCCACAUGGCACAGAGCACGAUGUCAAUGGAACCAAGAUCUGGCAAAGGACGCCGAGCCGCAGUGCAAGCUGCGUUCCUGCCAGGAGCUACCAAGGAAGACGCAAUUGAGUUUGCCAGACUUGCCCAACAUCUUGAGCCGGAUAUCGAGAUGGUUAUGGUAGAGUUCCCGAAAAUGCUUCCAACCGGCUUCUGCAGCCCUCUUAGGAGGCUACAAGAGAUGAGCGGAUUCGCCUUCGACCAAUAUCUGGCACCUAAGAGAGAUCUUGAGAGCAUAAAGGUGACAAGACAGCUCAAGCUCUCUGGCCAUGCUGUGUCUCACUUGGUAUGUCAGCGACCGGAGUAUAGCAGCGCACGAGAUUUCGAAUACGAUCUGUCCUCUAUUCUACUCAAUGUUGAUAACAACGCGAAGACCACUUUCACUGUUGACGAGCUUUCGUACCAAUCUACCAUCGACAACCUCCUGACUUCCAGUACUCUCGAUGAAGGCCAAAUUCAUGCUCUCACACACAGCCUGCGAAAUGAAUUUGCUUUCACCCAAGGCCCUCCCGGCACUGGGAAGACUUAUCUUGGUAUUCAGCUUACACGAGUCUUGCUGGACUCUCGUCCUGGUAAACCUAUUCUUGUCGUUUGUCUCACAAAUCAUGCCCUGGACAGCUUUCUUGCUGGACUCAGAGAUGAAGGUAUCAAAAAUCUUCUUCGAAUCGGCAACGGAAGCAAGGAAGACUGGACACAAGCCUUCAAUCUCAGAGAGAAGACUAGAAAGGCUCGCCUGACUCCCAAUGAGCAGCAAGUCAAACGUCGACUUCGAGAGCGCCGCAACACUCUUUUCGCAAACAUUCAUGACUGGUGCCGCAGUGCCUCAUCUCAAUCACUGACCGGUAGAGCAGGAUGGUAUGCGGUUGAUAAACUCCUGGCAGCCACCGAGCCAGUGCUUCAUCGGCAACUCAAGCUUACGGAUAAUCGUGCCUCGCAGAAGUUCCUUUUUGAUCACUGGGUCGAGGGCGGUGAUCUCAAGGCGCUUCGCCAGCUCCGCGAUAGACUUAUAUCAAGUCAUCAGGGCGGUGAUCAUUCCAAGUCCAGUCCUGGUCCCGGACCAGACGAGGUACUUGAGAGUGUCUGCAAGGCCGCUGAAGUGCUCGUCCCGCAAACCGGCGCUAAGAGUGUAUGGCAAAUGACUCCUGACGAGAGACGUGCUACUCUGGACAAGUGGCACACCGAUAUUGACCCCGAGCAGCUAGCUAUGUGUCUUGCGAAUGACUUCGCUGAUUACCAGGCCACCAAAGCAGGUCUUGAGGCGGUCAGAGACAGCCUAGACGUCCGCGUCUUGAGCCAAGCGUCAGUCAUCGGAAUCACAACUACUGGUUGUGCCAGUCGUUGGGAAAUCCUAAAGGCCCUCGGAAUCGAAGUCGUCAUCUGCGAAGAAGCUGGAGAAGUUAUGGAACCACACGCUCUGUGCGCACUUCUACCCAGCCUUCAGCACGCCAUUUUCAUUGGCGAUCCGCUUCAGCUCAGACCUGAGGUAUCUGAACAGCGACUGACUCUGGAACGAUCCCACGACUAUCGUCUGAACGAGUCCCUCUUCGAGCGAAUGAUAACACCACUCGAUCCUUCCGCAUCGGGUCUGUCAUUUGCUCAAUUGACCAUCCAGCGCCGGAUGCAUCCCGCCAUCGCUGACAUCGCAAGGCUCAUCUACCCAAGCCUCCGUGAUCAUGAGUCCACUCGCUCGCGCGAAGCUACCAUCGGUGUCGAACCUCGAAUCUUUUGGUGGGACCAUCGGGUCCCUGAGCUCAGCGAGACCAGUAACACCAAGUCUCACAUCAACGAGCAUGAAGUCAAUAUGGUUGCUGGUCUCGUUCAGUAUCUCCUGAAAGGCAGUGGCUACCGCCCAGGCGACAUCGCCGUCUUAACACCAUACUCGGGUCAGCUUGCAGAGUUCUACAAAGCUCUGAACAAGACUUGUAAGGUCUGGCUGAAUGAAGAAGACCGCAAGCUGCUACUUAAAGAAGAACAACUUGACAUCGAACCAACCGAGCUGCGCAAGAAGGACGAAGUGAAAAUGUCAGACUUGCUGCGGAUCACUACGGUCGACAAUUUCCAGGGUGAAGAGGCGGCGGUCGUCAUUCUCAGUACCGUCCGAAGUGGCACACGUCCGGGCUUCUUGAAGAGUGAGAAUCGCAUCAACGUCGCGUGCAGCCGUGCGCGUAACGGCUUCUACAUCAUUGGGAAUUCCCUGACUCUCAGCUCCGUCCCGAUGUGGCGUGGAGUGUUAGAUGUCUUUGGCAGUCGGCGCGGCACCAGUCUCAUGACCUACUGCAACAACCACCCCGAGUAUCGAUUCUCUGUCAAAGAACUUGACAACCUGAAUCUUCAAGGCGUCUACAAGGUGGAUGAAUCGGGCACAAUAGCUGGAUAUGGAAUUGGGCCUUUCACCAACUUGCAUGAACCGACAUGUACCUGUGGCAGACUUUGUCCUAGCGUACACCGCUACAGUGUUAUCCACAAACUGGUGGGCAUUGAUGCUGUUAUGAAGAGAUUGUUCGAAACCAUCAUUGGAGGCAAGGUCUGCUCAUUCGCUGCGCAGGUUUCCCGCGUCGAAAAUGAUUUGCGCAAGAGCCUCGAGGCUUGGAAGUCUGGAGUACGACCGGAGGCAAUUGCAAGUGCAAUGAAUUCGAGGAAGAUUCAGGAGAGAGCGGACGAGCUUCUGGAGCUGAAGGGAAAGAUUGCUGAGUACAACGAUAAGUUCGUUGUACCCGUCGAGAAGGCCAUCACCCAGCUUCGAUAUGCCAUGCCUUCGGUCUUCCCAUACCUUCCAACCGCUCACCUUCGUCUUGGUGUUAUCAUCCUGCGGCUAUCCAGCGUCAUGGUUGGCGACAAUAUUGCCAUGGCGCAGUACCUAUCAACGCUGCCGGAUCCGGCUCUGAUGACCCAGCGGAUGAGUGAAGUGCUCCUGCAAGCCACCGUCAACGGUGCAGAGGCCAGCCGGAAGCAAUGCAUUAAGCUCCUGGAAGAUGAAGCUUUGAAAAAAGUUCCAGCAUUAGCCUGCGAGCUGCAGUUGCGACAGAUCCAACUCUGGCUCUUGGUGGACUGUGGACUCGAAGCGAUGCCAAGCGAGACACUGCUCGCCGAAAACAUAAACGCCCCAAUCGACCACAAGCUCGAGGAUAUUCCGGACAUGCUGGAUAUCCUCGAUGCUGUACUCGACUCGAGCAAACGCUAUCCUCAAACCUGCAGCUCCUUUAGUAGUGCCACCACAAACUUCAAGCACCUUCUAGGGAACAUCAUCGAGGGCCAAAGCGUAGGGACGGUGCCGGGCAUUGAUAUCACAAGUGCUCGCAAGGUCGAACGCCGCUUUCGUGAGUAUGUCGGCGCCAAAAGAAUUACUGUCUGUGCAGAAAAUCAUCCGUACUUCGAGGAUGUUUUCGGAAAGAACGGCUGCCCUGACUGUGGCAAGAAGGUCGAGCUUGACGAGGAAGUCUUUCGCCACAGUGGCAAGUUCUUGUUCGAGAACGACUUCCUUGCCGCAAUAGAAACCAUGAGCCUGCACUCGGCCCCGCAGACAUCGCCCAUGCUUUCAGAGGGCGGAAAUUUCACGAGUACCAAUGUUGCCCGGGUAGCAGAAGUGCAUGCCAAUGGGACAGCAUCUGCCCCGGUGACAUCGUCCAAUGCGGCUGCCGCCCUUGUGACUGAGGAUAGCGCAGACGCCUGUAGCGAUGCGACCACUGAGGUCCUCGACGACAACCAAGCGACGCCUGCUAAGGCCACCGUCUCUAACGGUCAAGGCAAAUCCUCUAAGCCCGGUGGGACAGAUGAAGACGCGUUUCUCCAAGCUAUGGUUGGUCAGGGAUGGUCAUUCAAGAGCGAAAAUGACGAGGCGGGCGGACGGUCACUUCCAAGGGCUCAGAAGACGCCUGAAGAGCGCUUCCUGGAGAGCAUGAAGAGACUAAUGGCCGACAAGGAGAACGCGAAAUAG
This is a messenger RNA of Cyphellophora europaea CBS 101466, 4659 nucleotides long. RefSeq lists its product as uncharacterized. Bases 1 to 4659 code for a protein of 1552 amino acids. Gene Ontology annotation, cellular component: nuclear RNA-directed RNA polymerase complex. The record is from RefSeq and is a predicted model, not a curated record. NCBI's taxonomy places the organism in Eukaryota, Fungi, Ascomycota, Eurotiomycetes, Chaetothyriales, Cyphellophoraceae. Gene Ontology annotation, biological process: regulatory ncRNA-mediated heterochromatin formation. The transcript is spliced from 3 exons. Gene Ontology annotation, molecular function: helicase activity.